This is a messenger RNA of Pundamilia nyererei, 1924 nucleotides long. RefSeq names its product probable flap endonuclease 1 homolog. The transcript has 11 exons. NCBI's taxonomy places the organism in Eukaryota, Metazoa, Chordata, Actinopteri, Cichliformes, Cichlidae. The coding region runs from base 257 to 1303 and encodes 348 amino acids. Gene Ontology annotation, molecular function: 5'-flap endonuclease activity; manganese ion binding; magnesium ion binding. The record is from RefSeq and is a predicted model, not a curated record. Gene Ontology annotation, cellular component: nucleus.
UGUGUGUUCAGCGCUGACUCAACACUCUCCAUUAGGUGGCAGGCAUGCAGCACCAGGAAGAAGAAGAAGAUGAUGUGUUUUUAACUUGAAAGGCAUAACUUGAGAGACGUCUUCAAUUAAAAAAUCGACAAUCUACUAUCCAAGGGAUCCUGCUCGAAUUAUCUGGGAAACUCGACUUAACUCACUUUAAAUCACUUUUUCGCCUUUUUUCCUGGAACAGUAACACGAAGAGGAAACUGUCGGUGGUGACGGCACAAUGGGGAUCACUAAACUGGCUGAUUUAAUACGCUCAGAUGCUCCUGAUGCCAUAUCGUAUAAGGAUAUCAGUGACUACACAGGAAAAGUAAUCGCACUCGAUACCUUUAUUGUUGUAAAUCAGUUCCGUGCAGCAACGCCUACACUGAGCCCCCUCACAGGUCUCUUCUUUCGCACACUCACUUUCCUGGAACAUGGCAUAAAACCGGUCUUUGUGUUUGAUGGAAAGCCUCCUGGAGAAAAGAAGGCUGUUCUUGAGAAGCGAGCCCAGACAGCAGGUAGAAAUUACUCAAACUGGACGGGCACAGCGUCAUUACAGACUAAAGAAUGUCUUCAGCUCCUGAAGUAUCUUGGUGUACCUGUUAUCCAGGCUCCAGGGGACGCUGAGGCACUGUGCGCUCAGCUGGUGAGAGAGGGAACUGUGCACGCUGUGGCGUCAGAGGACAUGGACACGCUGCCGUUUGGAGCCAAUAUUCUUAUUCGUCAGCUGAAUGCAAAGAAGGACAGUGAAGUCAUUGAAUACUCCUUACCUAAACUAUUAGAAAAACUCCAAAUUGGUCAUAAGGAGUUUGUUGACUUGUGUAUUUUGCUCGGCUGCGACUACUGUAAAAAGAUACCCGGUUUGGGUCCUAAGAGAGCUCUGACCCUGAUCCAGAAGCACCGUACCAUAGAGGAUGUGGUUUUGCAUAUCAACAGAAAGACCCAUCCUGUUCCAAAUAUGUGGAAAUACAGAGAAGCAAGGAAGAUUUUCUUGGAUGGACCACAAAGCUCAGCUCCCGAGCUCAUCUGGACCGAGCCAAAUGAGGAGGCCUUGGUUGAGUUCCUCUGUCACACCAAACGAAUUAAGGAGGAGAGGAUCCGUAAUCGAAUGGUGAAGUUCCGUAUGAUGCGGGAAAAUAAACGGGAGGAGAGGGAAAAGGAAAAGGCAGAGGGUGGUGGGAAGCAGACUUGCAUUAAGGACUUCUUUAGGGUUACCAGAAAGCGAGUGCAGCCUGUGGACAAUGCAAGCUCCCCAACCAGCAACAGAAAGAGACCAAAGUCAAAAUAAGCAUGUGCCAGUUGUCUACGCCACAAGGAUGGGAGUGUUCAUCUCUCAGUUCAUCUCUGUCUGGACAUCUCAAAAAAUUAUGGACCAUUUCAACAUGCGGCUUAUCUGUCAUCCCAAUCUUGAAUAUGCACCAUAAGAGAAAUGUUAUUCUGUUCAUUUGAUCUUGGGUUACGGUAAUAUUUUUACAAAUGUAAAUAUUUUUAUAGGAAAAAAAUCUUUUUUUACAGGAUUUCUUAUCAAAGUGCCUUUUACUUUUUAAGAAGAACUCAAAAUAGGCAUCACACAAGACAGCUCCUCUGACAGUACAGUAAAGUGAUCUCAUGUGAACAGUAUGAUCCACAACAAUGGAUAUCACUGGGUAGUUCUUCAGUGUGUCCAGCAGUUUCCUGCAAAGCCACCAAGAAAAGCAGAGCAGGAGGUGGAUGGCUAUGAAAGGGAACAGUGUGAUCACUGUCAGGGAGGCCAAAACUGGAGACAGCGGAUGUCUCAUCUCUAGAUAUUCAAUGAGCACCUGUUGUGUAAAGUGUGCCAAGGCAGGGACCAAAGACUUGAAUAUUAAAACAUGUACAAGUGGUAUCAUGUCUAAAGGAGACACUGAAGUGUUUAAAUAAAUGCAAAAAU